AUGCAUGCACAAUGGCUCAAGGCCGCUGCCCUCAGCACCAAUGAUGGCCUCGUCUCGGUUUCGUCCUGCAUGCUGGGUGUGAGCACAGUUAACCAGUCUGUCAAGGCCACCGUUGUCUCCGGCCUUGCCAGCCUCAUUGCCGGAGCGUUAAGAAUAGCCAUCGGUGAGUACAUCUCCGUCUACUCCCAAGUCGACAUCGAGCUCGCUCAGAUGAAGAGGGAGAGGCUGUUGAGGCAACGGUUAGUGUGCAGUGAGAGGAAAGUUGACAGACUUUCCACUUAUGCAGCAAUUUUUCCUUUGUUGCUUCUUUCCUUUGUUGUUCCCGCCCGUUCCCCUCCAUUAUAUGUUUGUAAGAGGCGUCAUGCCGAUGAAGAGAAGGAGCAGAAGAAGAAGGAGAAGCUGCCGAGCCCUUUACAGGCAGCCGGCGCAUCGGCAUUGGCAUUUGGCAUCGGGGCAGCUGUGCUGUUGCUGGUUGGCGCAUUCAUCAAGCAAUGA
This is a messenger RNA of Nymphaea colorata (pocket water lily), 495 nucleotides long. RefSeq names its product vacuolar iron transporter homolog 1-like. Gene Ontology annotation, molecular function: manganese ion transmembrane transporter activity; iron ion transmembrane transporter activity. Bases 1 to 495 code for a protein of 164 amino acids. The record is from RefSeq and is a predicted model, not a curated record. Gene Ontology annotation, cellular component: membrane. NCBI's taxonomy places the organism in Eukaryota, Viridiplantae, Streptophyta, Magnoliopsida, Nymphaeales, Nymphaeaceae. The transcript is spliced from 2 exons. Gene Ontology annotation, biological process: intracellular manganese ion homeostasis.